AUGCCUGGACAUGACCGUAAUGGGGCAUCGCCGGCUACGUCAGACCCUCGAGAGCACGCGGCCGAAGAUGUAGAAAAUAUCGAAACCCCGGGACUUGACUUGCUCUCACUCUCCCGAGCUGUCAAGGCUAGGAAGACCGAAUAUACUGAACGACGCACCGUCCGCGUGAAAAUUGGAACGUGGAAUGUUGCCGGGAUCCCCACCACCGAGAAGGACAUUGGGAAGUGGUUUGUCCACGGACAAGGGGUGUGUGAAAGUUUUUCCGGUCUAGAGGGUACGCAACUCGAACAAGCGACCUCAAACACCGACCGGGCUUCAACAAACGAGGACCAUCCAAAAGAGAAGUCUUUUCGAUACAGCCCGGAGGAGGUGGAUCUCUAUGUCCUUGGAUUGCAGGAGGUUGUGGACAUCUCCUCCGCUACCGGGGCUUUUUUCACUGAUCCCGGCCCAUCAAAACGUUGGAAGGAUGCCGUCCACAAAGCAUUGCCCACGGGGUACCAGCUUGUCGAGGAUAUCCAACUGACGGGUUUACUCCUUGUGAUCUACGCCUCCCCUGCCAUCGCUGAAAGUAUUUCAUAUAUUAGCAGCACGUCCAUCGGAACUGGUUUGAUGGGCUAUAUGGGAAAUAAAGGUGGUGUCGCGACGCGUUUAGUUCUAGGUGAAACCACUCGCUUGGUCUUUGUCAAUUCGCAUUUAGCUGCCGGCUCUGACAAAAGCAGUCUGGAACGACGCAAUUGGGAUGCAUCUCAGAUUUUAUUACGAGCCAAGUUUGAGCCCGUUGGUCUGGCUCCAAAAUCCCAAGAGACAUUCGACAUUAUCGGCGAUGAGGAUUUCACAUUUUGGUUUGGUGAUUUGAAUUAUCGACUUGAUGAUAUCCCUGGCGAUGAUGUGCGCCAGGUUCUUGCCCGUCAUACACUCAAUGCAUAUGAUACUGCGCGGAUGGAGAAGAGCAAAUCGGCCAGUCGUCGGAGUUCACUCACAGGGUCAGAUGACAGUUCUGUCUCUUCAUCGGUGCCUCCCCGCAGCGAGGAACCAGAACCUGUUAGCGAUGAGGAAAUCGAUCCACACAAUGAUCCUGCAUCUCUACAAACAACAAUAUCAUCACUAGUUGUACAUGAUCAGCUUCAUACACAACAAAGAAAGGGAAUUGCGUUCCACGAAGGCUGGCGAGAAGGUCGAAUUACAUUCUUACCAACGUACAAGUAUGAUGUCGGAAGCGUGGCAACAUUUGACUCUAGUGAAAAGCAUCGUGGUCCCAGCUGGUGUGACCGCAUUCUCUAUCGUUCUCGGCAGGACAAAAUCAAGCAUGAACAGCUUGAUCGUGAAGCACAGGAGGCCCGAAAACGCGACCAGGAGAUGCAAGCUUGCGGGCUCGAUAAAGCUGUCGCAGAUGAUAACGUCCUUUUUGAUUAUGAUCCUGAGGUCGAUGGUCUGGAUGCUGACGUUGACGUGGACGAAUACGAUUCGGGAGAGGAUCAAGAUAAGAAUGACUCCGUUUCGUCCGAGGAAUCAGCACCGGAUUCCAUCUGCCUCGACCACUACGUCUCUCAUCAAGGCGUGCUUUCAUCUGAUCAUAAACCACUAGAUGCUGUCUUUACGUUAACAUUUGAUGCGGUGAACCCUAGUCUCAAGGCUAAGAUCCACCAAGAUGUUGUCCGUCAAUUAGACAAAGCGGAGAAUGAGGCCAGACCUGGUCUAACGGUUGUUGUGGAUACUCAUCAAGACGACAAGGAAGUACAGCAGGAUUCGAAUACUGUUUAUUUUGGCGAUGUGCCAUAUGACAAGCCUAUUCACCGCUCUCUCACAAUCGCGAAUACUGGCGGCACCGAGGCGAAUUUCACAUUUGCAGAAAAGCCAACUUUCCACGACGACCCGAAGGCCGAAUCGCCCGACUGGCUUGAUGUCCGCGUUGAGAGAACUGGAGAUAGCCACCCUGAGCAAUCGACUACUUCCGUCAGCAGCCAUACUCUUCUUCCCGGGGAAGUGGCCAAUGUCACUGUUACGGUGCAUGUUCGCUGUAUUGAACAUGUCCGUCUACUCAACCUCAAGAAGCUCAAGUUGGAGGAGAUUCUUGUACUUCACGUGGAUAGUGGUCGAGAUCAUUUUAUAUCCGUCUGCGGACGUUGGCUGCCGACAUGCUUUGGUUGCAGCGUGGAUGAGCUCACACGCAUGCCCGAAGCCGGCGCCCGCAGUCUUGCCCCCGGCGACGCGUUCUUACCCUCAAAGGAUAAUACAGAAGUGCGUUUAUCUGCGCCCCGUGAGCUUUUCCGUCUCACAGAAGCCAUCUCCGAGUUGACGGAGCGUGCUGUAGCUGAAUGGAGCAUGACAAAUGACGAGGCGGAAGAAGAAGCCCCAUGGAUGAAAGAGCCAUCUGGCAGCGCGUGGCCUUUCCAGCCUGAUACAUGGGUUUUGAAAAACCCACAGGAUCGUGCAUCUCUCUUAGAGCCCAUUCGUCAAUCGCUUGACUCCAAUGGAUCCUUCACGGCUAUUUUCCCACCCGAAGUACCAUCGAUUCACCGUCUGGAAGUUCUUGCCCAAACUCUUCUUGCAUUUCUAAGCUCUCUCAGUGAUGGCAUUGUCACGGCUGCGAUUUGGCAGGAGAUGGAACAAGAUAUGAUAGCUCGCGAGAAGUCCAAAGCAGUGCCUCGAUCCUGGGAAGAAACUCAAGCAUGGGUCUUGGAGAAAUUGGCUUACUCUCCAGCGCACAGCGUUUCAUUCACGUUUGUGACUUUUAUGCUUGCCCGGAUUGUUAACGAAGUCGCACCUGUUCCAUCCAUACCGUACUCCGGAAAAGAGAACACCACAAUCGAACCUGGGACGCAUCAUGCUGAUGAUGUACAGCGGAAGGAUGGAACUAAUAAUCAGGAACCAAUAACCACAGAGGACGUUCGGCAACCACAUACACCGACUUCCGCCUCUUCAGCUGCUUUCGUCUCUGGGGGCAGUUUUCGCCGCAAAAAUCGAUCGCAAACCUCAUCUGCGGGCUCGGAAUCUACCAAUAAUACCCCAACUAACAACUUCACCGCAGCAGCACGUCGGCAGAAAGUUGAGUCUGAUCUGGCUUGUAUCUUUUCUCUCGUGCUCAUCUCCACCGAAGCACCUAUUCCUGCGAAGGAUAAAGAGAGGCGUGCCUCUGAUGAGCGUAAACGCAGCGUCAUUGAACCCUUUUUGAAAAUGAUCGGUGUGGACGAUCGUGGCCCGUCAGGGGGUCGAUAA
Penicillium manginii is the source of this 3216-nucleotide messenger RNA. RefSeq names its product phosphatase family protein. NCBI's taxonomy places the organism in Eukaryota, Fungi, Ascomycota, Eurotiomycetes, Eurotiales, Aspergillaceae. The transcript has a single exon. The record is from RefSeq and is a predicted model, not a curated record. Bases 1 to 3216 code for a protein of 1071 amino acids. Gene Ontology annotation, molecular function: phosphatidylinositol-4,5-bisphosphate 5-phosphatase activity. Gene Ontology annotation, biological process: phosphatidylinositol dephosphorylation.